AUGCUUAUGCGUAUCAGAAGCAACAAGAUAAGGAAGCCCAAGAACAAAAGUAAUGUCCGUGGACGUGUCCAAAUUUACUCCAUGAAAGAAGAAGUAUUGGGGGAUAAACAAGAUGAAAUUAUGCAAGAACAUGCACAGAGUCAACAGUCAAUAGUUAAUCCUGAAUACAACUCAGGGGACUAUUAUCCAAGCCCCCACAAUGGUGGUUAUUAG
This is a messenger RNA of Prunus armeniaca (apricot), 213 nucleotides long. Lineage: Eukaryota; Viridiplantae; Streptophyta; Magnoliopsida; Rosales; Rosaceae. The record is from the annotation of a GenBank genome assembly.